This is a messenger RNA of Tachysurus fulvidraco (yellow catfish), 7319 nucleotides long. It is a transcript of the gene cacna2d2a, whose product is annotated as calcium channel, voltage-dependent, alpha 2/delta subunit 2a. NCBI's taxonomy places the organism in Eukaryota, Metazoa, Chordata, Actinopteri, Siluriformes, Bagridae. The coding region runs from base 235 to 3570 and encodes 1111 amino acids. The transcript has 39 exons. The record is from RefSeq and is a predicted model, not a curated record. Gene Ontology annotation, molecular function: voltage-gated calcium channel activity. Gene Ontology annotation, cellular component: voltage-gated calcium channel complex.
GAGAGAGAGAGAGAGAGAGAGAGAGAGAGAGAGAGAGAGAGAGAGAGCACUAGCACCAGUUCAGCGGCAGGCUCGACACAUCAGUGUGCUCGACUCUCUUGCUGUGUCUCGGAGCUCCAGUACACACGAUCCGACUCCGACAGCAAGGUUUAAAGCGACUCGGAUCUCAGUGCGCCUGCAAACGCGACUCCGCUUUUUCUUUUUUUUCCAGCUGUCUUGAAUGUUACACUGAAAAUGGCGAUCUGCACUCAGUCCUCGGGUCUCUUCUGGCUCUUCUCUGUGCACACGGUGUUGAUUUUCUGUGUGUCCUGGCCCGGAACGGAGACGCUCCGCUUCCCGCAGCACUACACGAUGAUGCACUGGGCGAGCUGUAUAGAGAAGGAACUGGACAAAGUUCUUCCACAGGUCACAGGAGUCCACCAGUUGAGAACAAUUUACAACGAGAAGAGAAGUCAGUUUGAUGUGAAGAGGAACUCGCCCAAGGACCUGGUGGACAGAGUGGCCAAAGACAUCGCCAAGCUGCUCAACAGCAAACGCAAAGCGCUCGAGAGGCUGGCCAGAGAGGCGGAGCAGAUCCAGACUUUGCACCCCUGGCGAGACAACAUUACAGAGAGCGCAAUAGAGUACUACGACUCCAAGGCUGAAUCUGAUUACUCCGAUUACAACUAUGAAGAUAACCAGUCGGAUAAACUGAAGUCCAUUUCACUGGAGUUUGUGGACGACCCCAAUUUCAAAAACAAAGUCAACUAUUCCUACACUGCGGUACAGAUCCCCACUGACAUCUACAAAGGCUCUCCCACCAUUUUAAACGAGCUGAACUGGACGCAGGCGUUGGAGAGGGUGUUUAUAGAUAACAGCAGAGAAGACCCCUCACUACGUUGGCAGGUCUUCGGAAGUGCCACCGGUGUUACUAGAUACUACCCAGCUACCCCAUGGAGAGCACCAAACAAGAUUGACCUGUACGACGUGAGGAGACGGCCUUGGUACAUUCAGGGCGCCUCUUCUCCUAAAGAUAUGGUCAUCAUUGUGGAUGUGAGCGGCAGCGUAAGUGGACUGACUUUGAAGCUGAUGAAGACCUCUGUGAUUGAGAUGCUGGACACACUGUCUGAUGAUGAUUAUGUAAAUGUAGCACAGUUUAAUGAAAAGGCAGACCUCCUGGUCACGUGCUUUAAAACGCUGGUCCAAGCGAACGUGAAAAACAAAAAGAUCUUCAAAGACAAGGUGAUGAAAAUGGACGCGAAGGGGACGACGGACUACAAAUCUGGCUUCCAGUUCGCCUUCGAGCAGCUGCUGAAUGAGACCAACGCUCCAAGGGCAAACUGCAAUAAGAUGAUAAUGAUGUUCACUGACGGAGGAGAGGAUCGAGCUCAAGAGGUCUUCGAGAAGUACAACUGGCCCAAUAAAACAGUUCGGGUUUUUACCUUCUCUGUGGGGCAGCAUAACUACGAUGUCACACCAUUGCAAUGGAUUGCCUGUGCCAACAAAGGAUACUACUUUGAGAUCCCAUCCAUCGGAGCAAUCCGAAUCAACACACAGGAGUAUCUAGAUGUUCUGGGAAGGCCAAUGGUGUUAGCAGGCAACCGGGCUAAGCAAGUUCAGUGGACCAACGUUUACCAGGAUGCUCUAGGCUUGGGUUUGGUCAUUACUGGGACAAUGCCGGUCUUCAAUCUUUCUACUGAUGGGGACUCAAAGAAUCAGCUUAUUCUGGGAGUCAUGGGUGUAGACGUAGCACUUAAUGAAAUUAAGCAGCUCACACCACGGUAUAAACUUGGUGCCAAUGGUUACGCCUUUGCCAUAGACCCCAAUGGCUAUGUUCUGCUGCACCCAAACCUACAACCGAAGAUCAUUAAUUUCAGAGAACCAGUUACACUUGACUUCCUGGAUGCAGAGCUGCCAGACAGCAACAAGGAGGAGAUCCGUCGACAGAUGAUUGAUGGCAAGUCAGGUCAGAAGAAAAUCAAGACAUUAGUUAAAUCUGUUGACAAGCGAUAUGUUGACCAGGUUACGAGGACUUACACAUGGGCACCAGUAGAUGGCACAGACUACAGUCUGGGUUUGGUGCUGCCCACAUACAGCGAGAACCACAUCCGUGCCAACCUCAGCGAUCAGAUCCUGCAAGUCCAGUUAAAAGACACCACGGAUUUUGAAUCUCUGCUGCCACACACUUUUGAGUCAGAGGGACAUGUGUUGAUAGCCCCAAGGGAAUACUGCAAAGAGCUGGAGCUUUCUAGCAACAACACAGAGUUCCUGCACAACUUCAUUGCUCUGAUGGAGAAAGUAACUCCAGACUCCAAACAAUGUGAUAACUUCCUGCUGCAUAACCUGAUCCUGGACACGGGCAUUAUCAGACAGCUCGUGGAGAAAGUGUGGAAAACCAAGGACCUCAACACGCAUGGAUUUUUGGCCGUUUUUGCAGCUACAGACGGAGGCAUCACUCGUAUUUUUCCCAAUAAAGCUGCUGAGACAUGGGAGGAGGAUCCAGAGCCGUUUAAUGCCAGUUAUUAUCGCCGCAGUCUGGACAACAGGGGCUACAUCUUUAGAGCACCCUAUCGUAGCCCAAAUGCAAUCUUCCAGGAUCAAGAGAAUGAUACAGUUGGCAUCCUGGUCAGUACAGCAGUGGACAUUACAGUGGGGUCUAGAAACAUCAAGCCAGCUGUUGUGGGUGUAAAGUUGGACCUUGAGGUUUGGACUUCGAAGUUUAAGUUCCUUGCCAGCAAUCACACUGAUAACACUCGACAGAGCUCUCAAAUGUGUGGACAAACCAGUGACUGUGAGAUGGACUGUGAGGCCCAUGAGGACUUGCUGUGCUACCUGAUCGAUGAUGGUGGCUUCCUCAUCUUGUCCAAUCAGAUUCAAGACUGGAGCAAGAUCGGCAUGUUCUUCAGCGAGGUGGACCCAGCUCUGAUGUAUCUGCUCUACAACAACUCCUUCUACAAUUACAUGGAGUCUUAUGAUUACCAGUCUGUGUGUGGACCUGUGCCUAACAGUAACACAGGGGCAGCACCUAGAGGAGUUUUUGUGCCCACCAUUGCCGACCUGGUAAACGUUGCCUGGUGGACCUCAGCUGCUGCAUGGUCUCUGUUUCAGCAGUUACUUUAUGGUUUUGCCUACCAUAGCUGGUUCAUUACAGAUGAAGCUGAUGCAGCAGAGGGCAUGGACCCGAGAGAAACUAGCUGUGUCACAGUACAGAAGCAGUUCUACUUCGGGAACAUCAGCAGUAGCUACAGCAUAGUUCAAGACUGUGAGAACUGCUCCAGGUUGAUCCAUGCCAAGAGAUUAAACAACACCAACUUGCUGUUUGUGGUGGCGGAGAAGCUGCCCUGCAACACAUGUAGUUUAGAGAAACUGUCUCAGGGGGAGAGAGAAUUAAAACAAGACCCAUGUCUGGAUGUCCAACCACCUCGGUAUAGAAAAGGACCCUCUACUUGUUUUGAUUACAACAUUGCAGAGAACACUACAGAUUGUGGGCGAGGACACUCUUUCCGCCCGUCCAUCCAAACUUUACUCAUCCUCCAGCUCCUUCUCCUGGCACUAAUGGCCUGCCCUCAAGUUCUGCCUUUCUCUCUUUAACUCCCUCCACUGCCCAUCUCCCAACUCCUUGCCCUAAUUCUCAUAUUUCUCCCUUCCCUUCCCUUGCUCUAGUCAUAGGAAUUAAAGGGACUUCCUGAUGCCCCCAUAUGGAAGCCCGGCAUACUGCAUCAUCCACUUUGCUUCACAGGUUGCUGCUUAAUGACCGGUGCAGAACUUGUCAAUCAGCAGCUUUUCCGGCAGGAGCCUGACGUUUCCUUAAGGGGGAAGCAGCAUAAGAAGUCAAAAUGUUGAAAUUUAAGAAGUAUACAGGCCACGCAAGGAGAAAAGCAUCCAUCUAGAACCGUCUAACAAAAUAGAAGUAACGUUGAAGAAAUUGGAAAUCCCUUCCCCAGUUCCCGGUGGUACAGCCUGCCUUUACAGAUGUUUGUGUAGGAAAUGCAUUUUAUCAGACGCUCUUCUUUACAGUUUAAGCCAUCCUCUUCACUUCUCCUCUUCAUCCUUUGACUCGAAUUGCCUAAUUUGACACGGGGCUACAGAACUUUCUGCCAUUUUCUAGCAAUCAGUAAAAUGAUCACAAAACUUACGUUCAAUUAAAACAAAACAAAAAAAACAACAACAGUAAGAACCUGUGAGUAUUUAAAACAUACCUCCAUAUGUUAGGAUAUAACCAGAGCAGAAAGAGGAUAGAUAUAACUUAUUUUAAUCAUUUCUCAUUUGUUUAUAUAUGCACUAGAUCUAAUUCUUGCCAAAAUGAGAUAGACUUGUGAUGUGGUCUUAUUUUCCUAGCCAAAUAAAGAGGAAGAGAAAAAAAAGGGGGGGGAAUGCCUUGCAGAAAGAAAGCAAGACCUCGUAGGCCUGGAUUUCAUUUCGUCUCUUUUUUUCUUUCAUUAGUCAUAAGGGCUUCAGUACGUAUAUCAUUUUGUUCGUCAUUUCAGAAUACAAAGUGAAGCUAAGAAAUGGUUUUAAUCAAAUAUGGGACUUGACUUUAAGUGUCGUGGUGACUAUCCAGUGUUUGGAAACGAUUGGGGACUUGCAGCUUGAUCUCUGCCAUCAUCAGUUGUGCAUUCUGUGUAGUCGGUGUGUGUGUGUGUGUGUGUGUGUGUGUGUGUGUGUGUGUGUGUGUGUGUGUGUGUGUGUGUGUUUACAGGGUAGCCAUUUUACACCAAUGUGUUUUCAACAGUCGCUGUUUCAGCAGACUGGUUUGACCUGGCUAACAAUCUGUUAGUGAACAUUAAAACAGUAAAUAUAUUGUUUGCUUUUCAAGGUUAUUCUUAUCAUUUAGAGGGAAAAUAUUUAUGGCUCAAGCUUGUAGUGGAGACUCAGACAUCAGUUUUUUGUUUUUUUUUAUUUUAUUUAUUGUUGUAUUGAUCUAAUGAAAAUCUUGAGGGCCCGUCUCCUCCAAUAUUGUUUUUUUUUUUUUUCUCUGUGUUGUGCCUUGAUGCACAUCUGUAUCUUUACAGAGUAGAUGCUCCACUUUAUAAAGGUAGGGAAUCUUCUCAUGCUGGCACGUAGAGUGAUUAUUGACUGUACAGCUACAACAUGUACAAUAUAUAGAUCACCUCAAACAGAGACCUCACUGAUUUUUAAGUAUAUGCAUUUAUAUUAUUAGUAUAUGAAUUGCCAUAGCUUUGAGCUUAAACUUGAAGUAGACUGCUGUCAUGAUGAUGCGCUUCUGCCUGUGCAGGCGUUUUACUUUCACCCUAGCUUUAGUUCUUCAACACCUUUACUUAUGUAUAAAAUGACAGUUUGUAAGUCUUAGUACUUUAAAAAAAAAAAAAAAAAAAAAAAAAGGUAAAAUAUCUCUUGAUCAAAUAAUCAUGGUCUGGUUUCCAUUUCUUUAGAUGUUUCCACAGAAGCAGCCGAUAUUAUUCUAGUGAACACUAACAAAUCUGAUCACUGCUUAAUACACUGUGGAGUCCGCUCUAUAAGUGAAUGUUUAGAAUUAAAUAGUUGAGUAUCUCCUUUCUCUCUCUCUCUCUCUCUCUCUCUCUCUCUCUCUCUCUCUCUCUCUCUCUCUCUCUCUCCCCAUUCUUUUUAUUCAGCUAUGAAUAUUCAGUAUGUAGGGCGGGCAAUUUGGUGAUUCUCCAUCACCAGGUCAUAAAGCUCUUUGCAUAUGUGUAUGUGUAAGCGUGCGUCUGGACCCGUGUAUGUGUCGUCACGUCGUCUGCUACCAAGGCACCCAGUUUAUCCAGGAUGUGUUUGAACAGGUGUCAGAAUGAAAAAACGGUGAUUUAAUUAUUACAGCGUCUAAGGUGUAUUGCCAAAAAAAAAAAAAAAAGAGUAAUCUCUCCCAUUUUCCAUGUGUUUGUCUCCAAGUCAGUUCUUAAAGCUUGGUCACAUUUACCUUUGGUUUGGGCUGUUCUGCUCUCUUCCCACCCAUCUCUUUAUACAUCUGUCUGCCUGGAGUCACAGUAGCUGAAGAAAGCAUGUGCUUGAUUAAAAGCAUACUCAUAAACUACCCCCAAGGCCCCCCCCCAAACCCCGUGCCUGCAUUCACAGUGCGUAAUGAGCGAUGUAAUUGACUGUUACAUGAACAGCAUAAACUCAUAAAAUAACAGAUUUUUUUUAAUUGGUUUGUAAUUGCUUCUUCUUUUAAAUAUCAGCCUUCCAUCACCACCAGUGCUAAACAAUCGUAGCGCCACACAGAGCGUUUGGUGUAAAGGUCAGUUAUUAAUCGUUAUUAAUAGUUAAGGAGCGUGCAUAAACACAGGCCGUACCCUAAUAGCUAUGUGUCCUUUCACUAUUCGUAUACCGUUAUGACCUGAUCCCACAUCGAUAUUAGACGCACAGCACUCGCUCCUCUAACUAAAAGAUACCAAACUCUCCCAUUUACACAUGAACACAUGCACAGGGAAAUAUAUGCUUAUACAUGAUAAUAAUCUGAUAAGUCUAGAAGAGUUAAUGCCUUAUUCUUUGUCCUGUUGUGAAACACAUCCAAACUUUGCCUCUUUGAUUCGUUUUACAGAAAAGAAAAAAAAGAACUUACUCUUGUCCUAAUAUUGAAAAAAAAUAUAUAUAUAUAUAUAUGUCAAAGCUGCCUACAAGAUGCUCAGACAUUUUGGCUAGACACUGAAAUUAAACUGUGAGUGUGCGUCUGUGUCACUAUUCCACAUACACUGGAACAGAGGUUUGUGUUAUUCAGUGGUUUAAAAAAAAUUUUUUUUUGCCAAAAAUGGUGUUUAAAAAAAGAUAAAAGGAAGAGGUAGCCUGGAGGGGAGAUGUCUGUCCCAUGAUCCACCUUUAAGGGGAGGGUCUUUUUUUGUCAGGGCUGCUCCCUCAGCCUUUCCUCUCCUUUAACAACAGAGUAGGUGUGCUUCAGUGGGAGAGCCGCGUGUGUAUGUGACUCUGUAGUCCUUAGUCUGGUGCUCUGUGACAAAUGUGUGAAAAAAAAUAAAAUAAAGAAAUAAAAGAAAAAAGAAGUAAUCCGUCAAAGGUGAAACUGAAUUUAACAUUUAAGUGAGGUUUAAAAAAAUAAAUAAAUAUAGGAACACAGUACUGCUGAUAAUCAUGAGUUUGAGGUCUGACAUCACAGUGGGAGUUUCUUCAGUUUGUUUGUUGGAUUGUGUGUGUGUGUGCGUGUGCGUGUGUGUGUGUGUGUGUGUGUGUGGAGCUAACAUCACUGGCUCUUUGGACACUGGUCUAUGUUGCUCCAUUUUUUUGUACAGAAGAAAAAAAAAAGAUAAGGGAAACAUUUGUAAAAUAUUGUGUCUGUGACUCCUUGUAAAAUAUUUUCAAAUUGUUUAUUACAGAGAAUCGGUUAUUAAAUAAUGUUCAUAUUUUUCACUUCA